This is a messenger RNA of Drosophila ananassae, 1857 nucleotides long. RefSeq lists its product as uncharacterized. The transcript is spliced from 4 exons. The record is from RefSeq and is a predicted model, not a curated record. NCBI's taxonomy places the organism in Eukaryota, Metazoa, Arthropoda, Insecta, Diptera, Drosophilidae. Bases 307 to 1521 code for a protein of 404 amino acids.
CCAGAAGGUGACGUAGAGCGCAGUAGACUGUAAAAUGCAGAACUUAUAAUCGGAACUAAUUAGGCGACUUCCGUUCAAUUGUUCAUUCAAACUAAACGCAAAAAAUUAUUUCGCAAAUCAAAUUAACCGCCCACCAUCGAAAGCUUUACGCGGCGUCAACUGAUAAAAGCAAAGCGUUGGGAGCGUUGUUUUGCUAAAGCGCAAGAAGAAGAACAACAACAAUAACAAGAAGGUUAUUCAACUCGCGAGUGCAGCUUAAGUUCAGUUGGUUGGACUAGACCCAGUCGCCCAGAAAGCGUAAACAGAAUGUCUAGUUUGCGGAUAUGUCAGGCCAUGUCCCUCAAUCCCAUAGCCUCUGGACAGGAUUCGGUUUUGGUUUCCGCUCCCAGGACCUGCCUGAUGGGCUGCCAGGAUGUAAAGCCCAAUGAGUUGCGUCGUUUUCCAGUCCAAGAUCCAGAUCGCUGCAAGCACUGGCUGCAACACUUCAACGUCAGCGAUAAACUAGUGGAGAAGCUCGGCGGUCUGCAAAAGCUGCGCAUCUGCUUCAGGCACUUCAGCCAGCGACAGGCGAUGGCUAAGACCCGCAUCAAGAUGACGCCGCUGCGCAAGUCGUCCAAGGCACUGCUGCCCACCAGCAACGGGGCAGCAGGAGGAGGUGGAGGUGGCGAAGUCACAGGAGGGGUCAACGGUGUUGCCAAAACGGUGGUGGAUGGAACCACCAUAGAACUAGUAAAGACUGCAUCCAGAGAUCAGGUCAAGAAGACCAUCACAUUAUCCCUACCACAGCGCUCCCAUUCCAUUUGCUCAUCAGCCUCCAGUGAUGUGCAGUCCAUCAGCUCCGACUACGAGGUGUCUCUGCCCCUGUCCACCCUGGAGGAUGCCCAAAAUGGCUCAAACCGAUUGGAGAAUGGGCAGCCCAAGAAGCGUAAACUCUACUUGAUCACCGAGAAGUCGGAUGAGAGCAGUAACCAUGCCCCAGAGACCAAUGGGCAGGCCAAGAAGCGCAAGAUGUUCGUGGUUGUGGAACAGGAGCGGGAAUCGGAGGCCAAGAAACUAAUGAUUGUGGCCGACAAGUCGCAGGCGAAUCUUACGAAGCACCUGGAGAAGCUUCUGCCGGAGAUACUGCAUCGCAUACAGGACAAGGAACAGAAGCCCAUAAAGCCCACCCCUCCAGCUGCCAGCAAACUCACCCUAAAUCGUCCACACAUCACUUUGCCGCCGAAAAAGAAUCCCACGAACUUUGUGAAGAUAGCCUCGAACCCAGGUCCUACGCCCACAUCUCCCAUUCAGAUGCCACUGCCCAUCCAGAACACAAAGGUGGAGAAAACCGAAAAAGAAGAUGAAGUUCAAAUCAACUCGGAGGAGACCGAAACAAAUAUAAACCUAUCCCCGGACUUCCGUUUUCUGAUGAAGAUCCUUCCUAAAUUGGAGCAACUUCCGGAACCGCACAAGCAAAACGUCAAGCGCUCCAUUCAGAUCUUCAUCGAGAAGAGCUACAGUAUCUAUGGGAAAAAGGACUAACUGUUCAGUAUUUAAAGGAUUAUUUAAUUUCCAUUUUUAAUAUGGUAUAGUUCCCAUAAUAUUCCGGAGGCAGAAAGAGAGAGAAAGCAUACUAUUUUGUAAAAGGCAUUUUUUAAUUUUUUUUUAAGACUGAUGCAGAACCAAUUUAAUUUUUAAGCCGAAGCUGAAGCAGUUUCCGACUUUUAGAUAAGUAAGUUAACACAAAAAUGAUAUUACCCAACGGAGGGGUAUGUUUGGAAAAAGUUAAGCCAUAAAGACCACAGAAUCGUGGAAACAUAAGAUUGAAGUCCUUUCUAUAUUGAAUAUAUGAAAGCUUUUUUUAAGCCCAAAUACAAA